AUGGAGCUUCACAAUUCCUCCCCGAAACCCUUAAAUGCCUCAUCACCGUCUGCAACCGGUGCACGAGAACCUAAGCUCCAUCUCCCCACCACCACUGAUCCUCCGGGACCGCAGAACCCGCCAAAACCGCUCGUAUGGCUGAUCUUCGGUGCGACAGGCCAUAUGGGCCGUUCCCUUGUCAAGACCGCAUUGUCCCGCGAUGACCUUGUCGCAGCUGUUGGCCGUACAUUCGAGAACAGCCCGGAGUACAUGAAGAAGCUCGAAGAAGAGCAUGAUAACUGCCUGGGACUUCUGUGCGAUGUUCGUGCUAGAGAGACCGUCAAACGUGUCAUCGAUCGCACAAUCGAGCGCUUCGGUCGCAUUGACAUCAUUGCCAACUGCGCCGGGUACGGUGUGAUCGGGGCCUGCGAGGAUCAAGACGAAUAUGACAUCCGCGACCAAUUUGAGACGAACUUCAUGGGUACGCUGAACAUGAUUCAGCUAUCGCUGCCGCAUUUCCGUGAGAGGAAAUCCGGUCGGUACCUGAUCUUCAGCUCAACAUCCGGCGCCUUGGGCGUUCCCGGAUUAGGGCCGUACUGCGCAUCAAAAUACGCCGUCGAAGGAUUGAUGGAAAGCAUGCUGUACGAAGUGGACAAUUUUAACAUUAAAACCACGCUCGUGGAGCCUGGACACAUGCGCCGUGAUGACAUUGGCGAUCUUGUGUCUGAUACUGCGAUGCUGGCUAGCCAGAAUGAAAACGACCUCGCGUCGCCGCUCCCCCUUUAUGGUCAUUUUUUUGUCAAGCCACCGAGUGAGCCAUACAACACGCCCACUGCGCCGGCGGCGCAUGCAAAACGCAUGCUAAUGUGGCUGGGCGAUAAGCAACCUGCCAGCGCCGUGAAAGCAGCCUAUCUGGUUUGGGAAUUGGGUCAUUGCUCCUAUCCGCCUCUCCGACUUAUUCUGGGCACAUAUGCCGUGGAGAGUAUUCGGGAUAGACUAAAGUGUAUCAUUGAAGAAAUCGAGGAUUGGAAAUACCUAAGCUUUCCCCAUGGUGACCAGCACCCUUCACCCGCCAAGGAUAAAAUGCCUACAAACGCACGAGAAAACGAAGCGGGAGAGACGGCGACGUGA
Messenger RNA from Aspergillus oryzae RIB40, 1110 nucleotides. Its product is annotated as SDR family oxidoreductase. The record is from RefSeq and is a predicted model, not a curated record. The coding region runs from base 1 to 1110 and encodes 369 amino acids. NCBI's taxonomy places the organism in Eukaryota, Fungi, Ascomycota, Eurotiomycetes, Eurotiales, Aspergillaceae. The transcript is spliced from 2 exons.